GACGUUACAAACAUUCAUCCACAUGUUUCAGUUUCAGCACCAGUGAUCAGACAAUGAUUCUUAAUCCAGUCCUCAACAAACACCAGAUAAAUAGUUAAUCACAGGCAGUCUGUUCCAUCAUGGAUUUCCUGAAGAGACCACCCGUGCAGGACGAUGCCGUCCAGUACAAGCUGUUUCCUCUCCACAUGGAUGCGCCGGACGCCGAGGAGAAUCAGCCACGCCUCCGGAAGCUCCUGGAGCUCAUCCUGGCCGAGAUCGCUCCUCUUCUAGUCGGGUACAUCUGGCAGCAGCAGCCGUUCAAUCUAAGUUUCCAUCCAGAGAAAGGGAAUGUGCCGGCUCACUUGGGUGGCAGCACGGUGUUCGGCGACAACGUGGAAGAUGAGUGGUUCAUAGUUUACCUGCUCAAGCGCAUCACCCAGACUUUCACCGAGCUGGCCGCCAGCGUUCAGGACAACGACGGUCAGUUCCUCCUGAUCGAGGCGGCCGACUUCCUGCCCAAGUGGCUCGACCCGGACAGCAGCGAGAACAGGGUGUUCCUGUACCGCGGCGAGCUGCACAUACUGCCCGACCGCGCCCGUCCCGGAGAGGCGGGGUGGCCCCGAGAUUCAGUGCCGACGGUCAGGGAAGCGCUGCAGGUCCUCCACACCCACGGGGGGCGCUGCGUGGCAGAGCAAAGCAUCCGAUCUGCGAUAGAACGCCGUGUGCAGGGGUACCCGGGUAACAUCCGGACCGGUCUUCACCGCGCCCACUGUUACAUACCCGCCGGCAUCGCUGCAGUGUUGUCACGGCGACCUGAUCUGGUAGCCCCGGCCGUUUCCGCCUUUUACCUGCGAGACCCUUUUGAUCUUCAGGCCUGCAGGACGUUCCGGAACUUUCCACCUGAUUCAAGAGUCCUCGCAUCGGUGACCUUUACUCGGUGUCUCUACGCUCAGCUCCAGCAGCAGAGUUUCGUCCCGGACCGGAGGAGCGGCUACGCCCUGCCACCUCGAUCCCACCCGCACCACAGAGCUCACGAUCUGGGCAUGAAGCUGGCGCACGGCUUUGAGAUCCUGUGCAGCAAAAGUGAACGUGGAACAGUGGGCGCCGAGAGUCCCGUCAGCACCAACCCACUGUGGAGAGGCUUUCUGGAUAGUCUGAAGAGGAACGGCUACUUCAGGGAGGAACUGGAAGGAUCGCUGCGCUACAGAGAGCUCAUGACGUCCGCUGAGGAUUUUUUCAAGCGCUCGGUCACUAACACGAAGGACUCUCCUGACCAUGGUCCAGGUGAGGAGGUGUUGCGCGUCCUGGAAAAUACGUCCUACAGUCUGGAGGAGCUGAAGGAAAAGGAAGCUCACCUGCCCCCCGAAGACAGUGACGAGUGGUUGAACAUCAGCCCUCAGGAGCUGGACAGGUUACUGGAGGAACGAGGGGGUCAGAGGUCAAGUUUAGGCUCGAACGUACAGCGCGGAGCUGGAAGAAGCGAGGACGAGGAGCAGCAGGAGGAAGAGGCUGGGUACACUCUGGUGGCUGUGACGCAGGGGAUGAAGAACUUCAUUAACGCCGUGUCGUCUCACGAAGGAGCCGAAUUCCCGCGGUCUUGUUUGUCAGAGCCGUUUAGUUUCGACCCAGAGACGAUGACCAGCACACUGGACCGACUGCUCGGUGGCCAAGCCGAGGAGCUGGACUCAGAUGAUUUCGAUGAUGAUGAUGAUGAUGAGGAGGAGGAGGAGGAUGAGGUGGUGAAAGAAGGACCUCAGACGCAGACAGGAGCCGAGACCUUGGACAGUCUGAGGAAAUACAUGGACGAAAUGGACCAGGAGCUCCAGACCACCAACGUCGGCCAGAGUUUCAAGCAGGGCGGCGCCGCAGGUGGACGAGCGCCCGACGGCCCCGGGUGGACAGAAGACGACCUCCGGCCGCUGGACGUGGACGUGAACCUGGUGACCAAUCUCCUCGAGUCGCUGUCCUCCCAGGCGGGCCUGGCGGGACCCGCUUCCAACCUGCUGCACAGCCUCGGGCUCCGCCUGCCCCCGAACGCCGACCCCUCCUGA
This is a messenger RNA of Trichomycterus rosablanca, 2030 nucleotides long. It is a transcript of the gene ecd, whose product is annotated as ecdysoneless homolog (Drosophila). The record is from RefSeq and is a predicted model, not a curated record. Gene Ontology annotation, cellular component: nucleus. NCBI's taxonomy places the organism in Eukaryota, Metazoa, Chordata, Actinopteri, Siluriformes, Trichomycteridae. Bases 120 to 2030 code for a protein of 636 amino acids. The transcript has 13 exons.